Besnoitia besnoiti is the source of this 564-nucleotide messenger RNA. RefSeq lists its product as uncharacterized. The record is from RefSeq and is a predicted model, not a curated record. The coding region runs from base 1 to 564 and encodes 187 amino acids. Lineage: Eukaryota; Apicomplexa; Conoidasida; Eucoccidiorida; Sarcocystidae. The transcript has 2 exons.
AUGGCGGGGACAAUGGCGGGAAUGGCUAUCCAAACCCAGAUCCGUCACAAUGCUGAGGAUAUCCGGAGCUACUUCGUGGAUCUGAGGAAAUGGGAGAAAGAAAUGAAAGAAAAGGAGAGGACGGAAAGCAGGCGUCGGCAGACCGUGGCAGGCGCUGCGAAAGAGUGUUUGCCGCAGGUGGAGCAACACGCAGGUAUUCAGGUAACGGCCACGCCACCUGGAAUACCUCACGCCCUACCGAUCAUGACGUUUCUGCCACUCUACUGCAGAACCGCUGGAUUUGAGUAUGGACCUCUGAGCCGCAAUAAGACUUCGAAACAGAAAACGCCGUCACCGCGAGAAAGAGAUCCAAUUCCACAGGGGGGAAAUAGAAAGCUAGCGCGCGACCUGAACUCUUUACCGGCUUACUAUUCUGCCUGGGAGCGUUUCAACGUGGAUGAAGAGCUCGAAAAAAUCGACAGAGCAGAUGAAUCGACGACGAAAAAGGAACGCGGCCUCAUCACGGCGCCCCCGAACGUACCGCGGCGUCAAAUGCCACAGCCCCCGUCAAAGGUAGAGGAAUAG